GAUGGCGGUCGCGCGGGUGCCACCCCUCAGGGCCGCGGCGGGGCCGGGCCGGGCCGCGGCGGGGCCUGGCGGCGGCGGCGGCGGCAGCAGCGACGGGGAGGGAGCUGAGCGCGGGCGGCGCGGCUGCGGGCGGCGCCCCCCCCCCGGGGCAAUAUGUUCAAGAGAAUGGCUGAGUUCGGGCCUGACUCCGGGGGCAGGGUGAAGGGCGUUACCAUUGUGAAGCCGAUCGUGUAUGGGAACGUCGCUCGGUAUUUCGGGAAGAAGAGGGAAGAGGACGGUCACACGCACCAGUGGACGGUUUACGUCAAGCCCUACAGAAACGAGGAUAUGUCUGCCUAUGUGAAAAAAAUUCAAUUCAAGCUGCAUGAAAGCUAUGGAAAUCCUUUAAGAGUUGUUACCAAACCACCAUACGAAAUCACCGAAACAGGCUGGGGUGAAUUUGAAAUAAUCAUUAAGAUAUUUUUUAUUGAUCCAAAUGAAAGACCUGUCACCUUGUAUCACUUGCUGAAGCUUUUUCAGUCUGAUACCAAUGCCAUCCUGGGAAAGAAAACUGUAGUAUCUGAAUUCUAUGAUGAAAUGAUAUUUCAAGAUCCUACUGCAAUGAUGCAGCAGCUGUUAACGACGUCUCGUCAGCUAACGCUAGGUGCUUAUAAGCAUGAAACAGAGUUUGCAGAUCUUGAAGUGAAAACUAGGGAAAAACUGGAAGCUGCCAAAAAGAAAACUAGUUUUGAAAUUGCUGAGCUUAAAGAAAGACUAAAAGCAAGUCGUGAAACCAUCAACUGUUUAAAAAAUGAAAUCAGAAAACUUGAAGAAGAUGAUCAGUCUAAAGAUAUGUGACGAGUGUUGACUUGAUAAGAGCCUGUACUGAAAACGGAAGGACCUCAAUUGUGGAAUUGUAUGUGUUCUCCUCAAUUCUGUAACAGACUGUGUGAAUUUCACUUGCAAAUGAUUGAAGUACGUGGCAACCGACUUCAUAAAUGGCAGAAAAAAGAAAGGAUGUAUCCUUGCAUUAUAGUUAAAAUCUGUGGGUACUUAAUGACUUAUUUCAAAUAGAGGGGUCUUAGAGACCAGACUACUUUUUUUUUUUUUUUUUAAUUGCUUUCAAGUGGUAUAUAAAAACUUUGUAUUAAGUCUUGUAUUACUUCAAUGUGCUUUUACAAAAUGCCGGUGUUUACUUUUUUUACUUGCUUUUUCUACUGACUGUUUAGAGAUGCAUCUUUAAAGCUGAAAAUAAAAUAUGCGGUUUUUUAUUUUAA
Messenger RNA from Chroicocephalus ridibundus (black-headed gull), 1256 nucleotides. RefSeq names its product YEATS domain containing 4 (gene YEATS4). The coding region runs from base 154 to 837 and encodes 227 amino acids. The transcript is spliced from 7 exons. NCBI's taxonomy places the organism in Eukaryota, Metazoa, Chordata, Aves, Charadriiformes, Laridae. The record is from RefSeq and is a predicted model, not a curated record. Gene Ontology annotation, biological process: regulation of DNA-templated transcription.